AAUUGUGUUUAUUUAAUUAUAAAGUUAUCUGUCUUAAUAUAAUAUUUAAUUAAUUAAUUGCAAUUGCGUGCGUACGUAAUAGAAUUCAAUCUAGUAUUAAAGUGCUAUCACUAAAAAUAAUAGCACUUAAGAAAUUUAGAUUGUAUUGUAUGGUGAUAUAUAACGUGGUGUAUAUACGAGAGUGUGUGUGUUAUCUUAUAAGAAUAAAAAAAAUUUGUGGAAGGCACGUGAAAGGAUAGUAAACAAAACGAAUUGUAUAAUAUAUAUAGUUUUUAAUUUCCUAUAAAGUCUUUUCUGAACAUUUUCGCGUGACAUGAGUUUGAUUACUGACAAAAUCAUGCGAAUUUUGCGCAAGUGUCAUUCUGAUAAAAAUAAUAUAGAAAAUGAAUCGAAAGUGAGUGAUACGAAAAAAUCACAAAAGAAAAUCGAAAAAGAAAAGUUGGAGGAAAUUAAAAGUAAUGCAGAAAAAUUACUUGCGGAUGCACGAUGCAAUUAUGUGGGAAGUAUUGAAUAUGCUAGUUUAAAUAAAAUGCUGGCAAUUUGUAAUUUAGAGAUUGGAGAUGAAGUCACAGCCAUUCAUCAUUUGGUUGAAUCACAUGCAGUAAUACUCCGACAACACAUUUUGAACAGAUAUCAGAAGUCUCAAAUGUAUGAAUCUUUAACGGAUAAAUCUCAAAUAUAUGGUUUGAAACCAACAUAUGUAAAGUUUGAAACCAAAUUUACAGACAAUAAUGAAUCAUUAAAAUCAAAGCUCGCAGAACUACCAAAAGAGUGGUAUAUGAUUCAAGUUACUGCCCAAUAUGAAUCUUCAAAUGUAUUAAGGCAUGAAAAACAUACAUCUACUGUAAUGCAUGCCAUACAUAUUACAAUAUUGCCUACAGGGCCAUUUGACAUAGAACCUUUGUGCAUAACUUUACCAAAACCUGCAACACAGGUAUCUUAUGAUAUCUGUAAAGAGAUCAAGAAGUUAUUGGCUAACUACACAUAUGAGUUACGAGCCACUUAUGCAAAUCCUAAGCAAUAUUGGAUGAUGCGUGUAGAUCAGAACAACAAAAUGAAGAUAGCUAUAAAUGCAUUGGAGAAGAUAUGGCUGCGUGAAUGGAGAGUACUAUUUAUGGCUGAUCCCAUUGAAAAUUUAGAAAUUGUAGAUGAAAUACAUCAAGUGUUGGAUAAAUUGAUAUCAGAUUUCAAACCUUCCAUUGAAAUAUCAAAGCGAUGUAGAUGGCUUCUGAGAAAGAUAUUCACGUGUUCAUGUUUUCUCACGCAUGAGGAAAUAGCGCGUGCAGUGAAAUUUCUGCUUCCUGAUUAUGAAAAACUUGCAAAUAACAUUAUUUUGUCUAUUUAUGGAAAGUUAACAUAUGUACAAAAAUUAGAAAGCGCAAAACGAAAGACGUUAGUUUUAAUUAUUGACGAGCAUAUGGAUUAUAUAGCAUUUGAAGCUAUGGAAAUUAUUAAGAAUCAUCCUGUUACUCGUUUCCCUUCUCUACAUGUGGCAUAUGCAUUAUUUAAAGAACAUGAAGACACUAUAGUAGAAGGUUGUAAAAUAAUUAAAGCCAAAAAAGAUAUGGGAAUCUGUAUGAUCAAUCCGUCGGGCGAUUUAAAUAAAAUGGAAAAACGCAUAAAGCUUUUUAUGGACUUUUGGUUACCACAAUGGAAAACUUACAACACAGAGCCUAGCGAAGAAAUUUUCGAGGACGCGCUAAUAAAUCAUGAUAUUUUAAUGUAUAAUGGGCAUGGGAGUGGCAUAGAAUAUUUACCCGGAGAAGAUAUUGAAAGAAUGAAAGUGAGAUCUACUGUUUUAUUAUUCGGAUGUAGUAGCGUAAAAUUAUUUAUGAUAGGCGGAAGAUAUCCGCCUUUCGGUAUUUCAAAUCAAUAUUUAAUAGCAUGCAGUCCUUGUCUUCUGGGUAUGUUGUGGGAAGUAACAGAUGUUGAUAUUGAUAAAAUGACUGCACACUUUAUGAGUAAUUGGGUUCCUUCAUCGUCUGAGAAAUCGUGGACUGAUGUAGACAUAGAUAGUUGGAGUUCUGGUACUUUAAAAUACACGAAGAAAACAGGAAAGAACAAAACGGAAAUGGAGUCAGAAAUGUUACGGGCAGUGGCAAAAUCUAAGAAUAAGUGCUAUCAUUAUACGACAGCAGCUGCAAUAAUAGUACGAGGCUUACCAAUGAAAAUAGUUUAAAUUCUUCCUGAUAUUGCAGGUAUAUUUUUUUUUGCGAUAUUGAUGUAAGUUAAUUUCUUUUUCUACAUCGUAUACAAAAGCAAAGCUGUGUUCAGAAGACAAAAGAAUUUUAUUGAUUAUUUAUAAAGCAAAAUCUGUAUUUUUUUAUGUUUUAACGCGAAGAUAUCUUAAAGACGCGCGAUGCUGUAUGUAAAAAUAAUAACAACGUAUAGAA
Messenger RNA from Formica exsecta, 2393 nucleotides. It is a transcript of the gene Sse, whose product is annotated as separin. NCBI's taxonomy places the organism in Eukaryota, Metazoa, Arthropoda, Insecta, Hymenoptera, Formicidae. Gene Ontology annotation, molecular function: cysteine-type endopeptidase activity. The transcript has 9 exons. Bases 314 to 2179 code for a protein of 621 amino acids. Gene Ontology annotation, cellular component: cytoplasm; mitotic spindle; centrosome. The record is from RefSeq and is a predicted model, not a curated record. Gene Ontology annotation, biological process: meiotic chromosome separation; proteolysis.